AGGUAAACAAAAUGUGUGCGAGCGAGGAUCACCGGCGAGGCAUGGCUGGGCCGCCCUGACGAUAUAUUUCCUCGCCUUGUUUUCCCUUGAUAUGUGACGCACGUGGACACAGCGAGGGACACCGCCACCGGGACGUGCUGUGGGGCUGUGGCUGCCAAGACAGCUACCAUUGCCCCGGGAACGCUCCACAAGAGGUGUGUUCGCUAUGCUGUGGUGCGUCCGCCACAGCGCUGUGCACCACCUCAGGAGUCACAGAAAGUGCCUCUCCCUCGCCCUAGCCUCAAGGCUGUGUCACCGAGGCAGCAACAGCGGUGAGCUACCAUGCGCCGCUCCAAGCUCUGCACCCCUAGAGGAGGUGGUAGCGUUUCGUCGGCAGCAGGCCCAGCGCUCCCUACUGGUGGAGGUGGCAGGGCCAGCAUCAGCCCAGGAGCUGUGUCGUGUCUGUGGCCUGCACGGCACUGUGGCGGCACUCUUCCACUACACAGUGCCAGCGAGGGGCUCUACAAGUAGGAAGGAAAUGAUACUUGUGGAAUUUGCCGAAGCUACAAGCAUCGACGAAGCCUUACGUCACACUGUACAUCCCCCCCUGAAGGACUGCCCCCCCUCCUACACCCCCCAAGUCUGGUUAUCAGCUGCAGGGGGGCACACUACUACUAUUACUACUACUACUACUGCCUCUACUACUACUACUGCCACUACUGCCGCUACUUUGGUUUCGACAGCGCCGGUUACGGAGGAGGAGUUGACGAGGAGGUUGGCGGAGUGUUCGAGCAUCUCGGAGCAGGUUCAGACUCUACACGACUCACAGCGACUCACGGAACUCGGCUGGCGACUCAGGUUCUUCACAUGUCGACAGAUCGAGGCCGCUUUGAAGGGACUGUUUCCGAGGGCAGCCGUUCUACCUUUCGGAUCUUCGGUUAACUCCUUCGGCCACAGGGACAGCGACCUCGACAUGACCCUAGAGCUGUCUGGCGAUGGGGGCAUGGAAGCGAGGGGAGGAAGCGGGCGGUUGGUGUUCCAGGGCAAGGCCUCGUCAACGCCGGCCAACCAGAGACUGACCUUGCAGCGGAGGAUGGAGGUCAUGGCGGAACUCCUUGACCACUUCAUGCCAGGAUGCUCACAGGUGCGGCGAAUCUUGAAUGCCAAAGUGCCGAUCAUAAAAUAUCGGCAAGACUUGACAGCCAUCGACUGCGAUCUCACCAUGGCCAACAGGUCAGGGUACCACAUGAGCCGUAUGCUGCACCUCUAUGGCUCCUGUGACCCCCGCGUGGCUCCCCUGGUGUGUGUGCUGCGGCGCUGGGCAAGGUCGCGCGGCUUGACCUCACCCCAGGCCGGCCGAUGGCUCACAAAUUUCUCCCUGACGAUGCUGGUCCUGACGUACCUAAUGAACACCUCCCCCCCCCUCCUCCUGCCCCUCGCGACCCUAAAGGUGACAACAGACAGUGACCCCGAGACCGGCGACCCCUCCUUCACCAUACCACCCCAGAGCACUGCCGCCGCCGCCUCCACCGCCGAAGGGAACGCCCAGACCCUAGAGGACCUGCUGAGGGGCUUCUUCGCCCAUUACGACAAGUUCAAGUUCAGGGAGCGAGGAUUGUCAAUUGUCAACGGAAGGGAUUUUGUCAAGCCUGUUCACUGUGCUUUGUAUAUACAGAACCCACUGGAGCGCGACCUCAACGUGAGCCGCAAUGUGACCCUGGAGGAGGUGGAGCGCUUCAGCACGGAGGUCACCCACGCACGAUACCUAAUGGAGGCCGAGAAUGAGGAAGGCGACAGCAGCAACACAUCAAUCCUCUGGGGUGCACAGCGGCUCUGGCAACGCAGCGGAACAACAUCAACAUCAGCGGCAAGACACAACGAGAAUUUUCACGCGAUCGACUGGAACGCCGUAUUUAAACCCGACGACACCAACGCACGGACGAACAAGGCCGCGGGGGGGUCAGGCGGGGCAGGAGGUCAAAGAGCGCAGGCUGAGGUCACGGGUAUGAGGUCACCGGGGGGUCAGAAUCGGUUUACGCAGCAGGAGUUAUCAGGUCUCGUGUCGAAACUCAAACAGAAAGCACAGGAAAAAAAAACGCAGCCCAUCAGACAAACGCGUAAGGGGAAGGUCAAGAGGUGAGAGGUGCCGGCACUCUUGUAUGGCCCUCGGAGCGGUGCCGGAGUGCCAGGUGCCCGGGGAGAGCUCUGGCCUGGGGUGCGGCUUGGCUUGGCGUCCGCUGUCAGUGUAAAUAUUUGAUUCAUUCCGGGAAAUGGAGGAGGAGGAGAGAGUUGAGGAAGAGGAAGAGAAAGGAAGAAGAAGAAAAAGCCUUGGAGGAGGAAAUGAAGGAGGAGGAGGAGGAGGAGGAGGCACUGUUGAUUUUUUUCUGAUUUUGUAAUAAUAAAAAAAAUGUAAAAUUGCGUGUGUGUAUGUAUGUGUGUGUGUGUGUGUGUGUAUGUGUGUGUGUGUGUAGGCGCUUGUAGUAAUGU
Eriocheir sinensis (Chinese mitten crab) is the source of this 2466-nucleotide messenger RNA. RefSeq names its product poly(A) RNA polymerase, mitochondrial-like. Lineage: Eukaryota; Metazoa; Arthropoda; Malacostraca; Decapoda; Varunidae. Gene Ontology annotation, biological process: mitochondrial mRNA polyadenylation. The coding region runs from base 206 to 2119 and encodes 637 amino acids. The record is from RefSeq and is a predicted model, not a curated record. Gene Ontology annotation, molecular function: poly(A) RNA polymerase activity. The transcript is spliced from 11 exons.